Messenger RNA from Hypomesus transpacificus, 1191 nucleotides. Its product is annotated as survival motor neuron protein 1-like. The record is from RefSeq and is a predicted model, not a curated record. Lineage: Eukaryota; Metazoa; Chordata; Actinopteri; Osmeriformes; Osmeridae. Gene Ontology annotation, molecular function: RNA binding. Gene Ontology annotation, cellular component: cytoplasm; nucleus. Gene Ontology annotation, biological process: mRNA processing. The coding region runs from base 39 to 752 and encodes 237 amino acids. The transcript has 6 exons.
UGUUAGCAAGCUUUGAACUUCGAAAGGCCUGCGUCUUCAUGGCGAAUGGAUGCACAGAUGUGCUUUUUACCCGUGGAGCAGGGCAUAGUGAUGAUUCUGACAUAUGGGACGACACAGCGCUGAUUAAAGCUUACGAUAAAGCAGUUGCAUCUUUCAAGACUGCCCUUAAGGGUGAAGAAGACACACCACCCACCAAGGACAAUCCAGGAAAGAAGCGGAAAAACGACAAAAAGAAUCAGAGCAGAAAGAGAAGUAAUUUCCCUCCAGAAAAAGAGUGGCAUGUCGGGGACUCCUGCAGUGCCUACUGGUCUGAGGAUGGUCAACUGUACGCUGCCACCAUCUCCACCAUACAUGAGAACAAAGGCACCUGCGUGGUCGUGUUCACCGACUACGGCAACCAGGAGGAGCAGAACCUCUGCGACCUGCUGUCUGAAAGCUCGGAGGUAGAGGAGCCGCCUCCAAAUGUGGUCACCGAGCCCGAGUCCUCGACGGAGGAGAGUGACAGGUCGUCCACACAUCAACGCAGUCGCCCUCAGCCGCACUCCAAAUCCCCUAAAGCACCUGCCACGUGGGCCCCAGGCUUCCCUGGUUUUCCCUUUCCUCCGGGCCCCCCUCCAAUGCCUGGCUUCAGACCAAUCUAUCCUGGUUGCUUCUUCAUUGCGAAGAAACUGAUAAAGCUUUUUGAAGUUAUCUUUUAUCUUCCUCUCAGUGUCCUGGGCCUGGAUCUGGAGGAUGAAGUUGAUUAUUUAUAAUAAUGUGUGCUAAAGUUUUCUACUGGUAAGAGUACACAUUUGUAUGAUUACUGAUGUCCUACCGGGAUAUAUUUUGCAGUUUUAUUAGAAGUCAAUUUGAGUUCUUGGAACAGCUUCAGUUUACGCUGUAAAUCGUCAAGCACUGUCAGAAGUUCAACCUGCAAUUUCAAAUGGUUAAAAAAAAAAAUACAUUUUACUCCGAUACUUGGUUCCAAGCUAUUUUAAAAUAACAUUGUGGCUAUAUACAGUAUGAGUGUGUGCAAUGUUAGAAUUUCCGCUUGCAUUCACCGAAUUGUCCAAACAAACUCAUAUCCUGCACUACAGACAUAUAAUGUACAGUACACCAAAUAAACUAAUUUAGUUCUUCAAGUUCAAGUCACAUUUUCAAAAAUAUUUCCGUCUACCUUACCUUGUGAUCUUGUACAGCUUCAUUUAUGGG